AUGCAAUUCCUCUCGGAUCCGGUCACUGUCGCAAAGGCGAAAUCUAUGGCCAAGAGCAUGGAUCCUGUCACGCUUCUCCAUAUCACUGCAACGCCAGAGUACGCGGAGCCUAUUGAUCGCACGGUUGAGAUUGGAAAGCCACUUGACCCAGACAUCAGGUUCGAGAAUGACUUGGGGAACUUGAACCGCUUCCCGCUCGAGAUACUGCUGGAGAUAGUCGAGCAUCUCGACGUUGCCAGUGCCAUGGACUUUUCUAUGGCUAAUCGAAUGGCCCGUCACGUUGUUGCCAGAAGCUCGGUGACAUUCAUAAAGAAAUGGGCCCCCAAAUUGCCGAGGGAUCUCUGGCUCGCCCGCAUCCCCCGGCGUUUUGCGGUCUGGGAGUUGAAAGAGGCAAUUCGGAGUAAACACUGCAUCUCAUGCGGCCAACUGGCCUGUUCGAUCUGGCUUGUAGAGAUGGUUCGUUGUUGCGUGCAGUGCAUGCAACACUUCCCGGCCAAUUGGUGCCUAACUAAGGCACAAACAACCGCGGCCUUUGCCCUGCCUUUGGACGAGAUAGCUAAGAUUGGACCGAUCUUCGCCAUAGGCAUGCGUGAGGAGGAUGUCAUAGUGAACAGUUCCCGCGGCAAGGACGUGUUAGGCUGCUGGGUUUAUCCGAUCAGGCGCACACUCGCCAGAGCGAUGGAGUUGUACGGUUCCCGCGAAGCCAUCAAGACUGCUGCACAGCAGAUUCGCACAGGUAUUCAGGACCCGAGGUUUGCUGUUGUUCAAAAUUCUGUUUCCGUGUCCGAGUUCGAUUGUGAUAAAUUCCGCGCUGCUCGUCUGGAGCCUUUGACCCCGGCUCAAUUGUACAGUGGCGAGUUCAGACACGUCUGGGCUCUUUCUUCAAUCGCUAAUGGCAACGCUAUCUGCGCUCCCAUCGUCCCUCAUGCGCAGAAGCAACUGUUCAUUUACGCAUGCCGCGGUUGCGUUGCUCUUCUCCGCCAUCCCAGCGUAGUACAUCCCCAUCUUGGGUCGUUUGAUGAUGAAACAAAACGAUGGCUGAACAUUGACCAAUCCCGUACUGCAAACGAGACAUACUUUGAAGUCUGCUGGCGCCCAUACCGCAUGAGGUCUAUAGAUGGGAUGGUUGAGCAUAUUCAAACAGAAUGCUUGGGCGGCUUGUCCAUGAUCUACAAAAAGCGUGCAGCGUCGGGGCCGGAUGCCACUGGCUUCUAG
Messenger RNA from Penicillium bovifimosum, 1215 nucleotides. RefSeq lists its product as uncharacterized. The record is from RefSeq and is a predicted model, not a curated record. NCBI's taxonomy places the organism in Eukaryota, Fungi, Ascomycota, Eurotiomycetes, Eurotiales, Aspergillaceae. The transcript has a single exon. Gene Ontology annotation, molecular function: protein binding. The coding region runs from base 1 to 1215 and encodes 404 amino acids.